This is a messenger RNA of Impatiens glandulifera, 483 nucleotides long. Its product is annotated as auxin response factor 17-like. The record is from RefSeq and is a predicted model, not a curated record. Gene Ontology annotation, molecular function: DNA binding. Gene Ontology annotation, biological process: regulation of DNA-templated transcription; response to hormone. Lineage: Eukaryota; Viridiplantae; Streptophyta; Magnoliopsida; Ericales; Balsaminaceae. Gene Ontology annotation, cellular component: nucleus.
AUGGGCAUGCCUUUUGAAGUUAUGUAUUAUCCAAGGGUUGGCCGUUCUGAGUUUGUGGUUAAGGCCGAGUUGGUGGAAGAGUCUCUUCGAUUGUACUGGGCUGGAGGAACAAGAGUGAAGAUGGCUGUUGAGACUAAAGAUUCAUAGAUGAGAUGGUGUUAGGGCACAGUUUUAUCUAUGGUGUAUGACGAUUGUCCAUGGAGUGUCUCUCCAUGGAGGAUCCUUCAGGUUCAAUGGGAUAAAUCAGAUGUCCUGCAUAAAGUGAACAUAGUAAGCCCUUUGCAUGUGGAAUACACGGCUGAUUAUUCAUUUCCUGUUGGCAUGCAGGGAGCCAUGAAAGAUCAGUUAUUUUUAACCGCUUUUCCUAACAUCAUAGAUACCACGAAUCAUUCAAUGGAAAGUAGGAUGUUGUAUGCAACUCAGAAGUUGGGAACUGUAUCUACUGAAUUGAGCAUUGCUUCCACUUCCGAAAUUUUCUCUUGA